UGAGACGCGAGAAGACCCUGUCAGGGCAGCAAAGCCCGAAAUACCCUCCGCCUGCAAUCCAGACCGGGAUUGAACACUCCGAGUUGGCGUAAACAAUUAUGGACCAGAGGGCCGUGUGUGUGCUGCUCUGUAUCAGCGGUUUGCUUCACUGUGCCGCCGCUCACACUGACGUCUUCACCUCCAUUGGCCAGAUGACGGACCUGCUGUUCACAGAGAAGGACCUGGUCACCUCCCUGAAGGACUACAUCAUAGCAGAGGAGAGCAAACUGCAACAGAUCAAACAAUGGGCUGAGAAGCUGGACUCUCUGACCUUGACGGCGACUCAGGACCCUGAGGGAUUCCUGGGCCAUCCAGUCAACGCCUUCAAGCUCAUGAAGAGGCUCAACACCGAGUGGGGAGACCUGGAAAACCUCGUGCUCAAGGACAUGUCCACACGCUUCAUCUCCAACCUGACUAUCCUGCGUCAGUAUUUCCCUACUGAGGAUGACCAGGCGGGGGCUGCCAGAGCGCUACUCAGGCUGCAGGACACCUACAAGCUGGACACCAACGCCAUAUCUACUGGCAACCUGCCAGGUGUGGAGCUGAGUAACUUGCCCUACCAGAGCACCAUGACAGUAGAGGACUGCUUUGAGCUGGGAAAGAUCGCCUACUCGGAGUCAGACUACUUACACACGGAGCAGUGGAUGGCACAGGCACUACGGCAACUGGACCAGGGAGAACAGUCAGAGGUGGAGGCGGCCACAGUGCUGGACUACCUCAGUUACUCUGUUUACCAGCAGGGGGAGCUAGAGCCGGCGCUGCGCUACACCAAGAGGCUGCUGCAGCUCGACCCAGGCCACCAGCGGGCCAAUGGCAACCUGAAGUACUUUGAGUUCCAGCUGUCUAAGCGGCGUGAGAGCGAGGCCGAGGAGAGGGAGAGAGCGAGGGAUGAAGGAGGAGUGCAGGAGGAGGUGGAGAACCGAAGGAAGAGGCAGGCGGAGAACGAGGUGUCAGAGGAAUACCUGCCCGAGAAGAGGAAGUACGAGAAGCUGUGCAGAGGAGAGGGCCUCAAGAUGACGACACGCAGACAAAGCCGGCUGUCCUGCCGUUACUAUGACAACAACGGUCAUCCGCGCUUCCUGAUUGGCCCGGUGAAGCAGGAGGACGAAUGGGACCGCCCCCACAUUGUGCGAUUCCAUGACAUCAUCAGUGAGCAGGAGAUUGCAAAAGUUAAACAGCUGGCCAAACCACGGUUAAGGCGGGCCACGGUGCACAACCCCGAGACAGGCGAGCUCACCACAGCCCACUACAGAGUGUCCAAAAGUGCCUGGUUAACAGAGCAGGACCAUCCUGUUGUGGAUCGCAUCAACCAGAGAAUAGAAGACAUCACUGGCCUGGAGAUCAGCACCGCAGAAGAGCUGCAGGUGGCGAAUUACGGAGUGGGGGGACAGUAUGAGCCUCACUAUGACUUUGGUCGAAAAGACGAGCCUGACGCCUUUGAGGAACUGGGCACGGGCAACCGCAUUGCCACCUGGCUCUUCUAUAUGAGUGAUGUGGCAGCAGGGGGCGCCACAGUCUUCACUGAAGUUGGAGCUGCAGUCAGGCCACUCAAGGGCACAGCAGUGUUCUGGUAUAACCUCUUCCCCAGCGGAGAAGGAGACUACAGCACGCGACAUGCAGCCUGCCCCGUACUAGUGGGGAACAAGUGGGUUUCUAAUAAGUGGAUCCAUGAGCGCGGCCAGGAGUUCAGAAGGCGAUGUGGACUACACGAGCUGGACAGAAGCCACCCUCUCCUUCCCCAUCCUCCUCCUCAUCUACUGUGACCUGGGGCCUGCUUUUAGACACACGCACACACACACAGUAGUCUACACACGCACACGCACACACACAGAUACAAUAAUUCUCUUUCUUUCUCUCUCUCUUUCUCGCUCACUCACCCUCUUUCUCUCACACACACAUAUGCAGUACACACACACACACACACACACACACACACACACACACACACACACACACACACACACACACACACACACACACACACACACACACACACACACACACACACACACACACACACACACACACACACACACUGGCACUGUCUCUAUUCAUCCAUGUAGUUCAGUUCACCUUCUGCAGUCACCCCACACCAUGGGAUUUGGCACUGUUAUUUUUAUCUUGAUAUGCAUGUGUGUGUGUUUCUGUCUGUCUGUCUGUCUGUCUGUCUGUCUAUGUGUGUGUGUCUGUGUCUGUGUCUGUGUCUGUGUGUGUGUGUGUGUGUUUGUCUGUGUGUCUGUGAAUUUGUAUUUGUGUGAGAGACAGAGGGUUUGUGCACAUGUUGAACUUAUUUCUUUGUACUCACAUGGCGUUGGCCCUGUGUCCUUGCUGAGUGUGUGUGUCCGUGUGAGUGUGUGUGUCUGUCUCUGUGUGUGGGUGUGGGUGUGGGUGUCUGUGUCUGUGUGGGGGUUUGUGUCUGUGUGUGCUUUUGUGAAAUCUUUUGCAAUUACGUCUGACAGACUUCUGUGGAAGCCAGUAAGUACAAUACCAACCCUCCUAGGGAAACGCCCACUACGCUCCUCUACUGAACUAACCACUCCAGUCUCACAGGAGAGAGAGAGAGAGAGAGAGAGAGAGAGAGAGAGAGAGAGAGAGAGAGAGAGAGAGAGAGAGAGAGAGAGAGAGAGAGAGAGAGAGAGAGAGAGAGAGAGAGAGAGAGAGAGUAUCCGAAUCUGCUUCUGUGUGUGUGAGGAUAGGCAGAUUACUGUUGGGGGCUUAAGCUGCUGAUUAUCUGCUAAGCAUGACUUGUGUGUGUGUGUGUGUGUGUCUGUGUGUCUGUGUGUGUGUGUGUGUGUGUGUGUGUGUGUGUGUCUGUGUGUGUGUGUGUGUGUGUGUGUGUGUGUGCACGCGUGCACGUGUAUAUUUAUGAGUGUCAGAUACAGUCUUUCAUGUCGUGCCUCCUCUCUUUCACUCCAUCUCUCAAUCUCUCUCUCUUCCAUCCUCCCUCCUCCCUGUACUACAAUCCCCCCCUCUCUCUCUCUCUCUCUGUCUCUCUCUCUCUCUCUUGCAUCCCUCCUUCUUGUCCUCCAAUCCUGGCUCUCUGGCUCUCCGUCAUGUGUGUGUCUAUUUUGGCCCUGAGGUCAUUCACUCCGGGACACUGGCGUAAACACUGACGCGUGAAGCCAAAGGUACACUGCACUCCUCCUCCUCCCCACGAUCUCUAUCCAUCCCCCACUUUCUCAUCUUACUUCUUUCUGUUGAUAUCAUCCCCCCCCACACACACACACCCAGGGUUCCCACGGGUCAUGGAAUUUCUGGAAUAUCAUGGUAUUUCAUAAAUGAAUGUCAUGGAAAGUCAUGGAAUUUUACCAUUUUGCAUGCACAGUCAUGGAAUAUCAUGGAAUUUUCUUAACAGUUGUCUAAAAGCAAAAACUUUUGUUUGGUGUAUAACAUUAUUUCUUACUGGUUAUACUACAACGCUUCGACAGAUAAUCUUCAGUUUUCACACUUAAAACAACUUUUUAAUAUAAUUUCUUUUUACCGAAAUGGUCAUGGAAAUUCAGUUUUUUGGGUCUGGAAAGUCAUGGAAAAUCAUGGAAUUUUAUGUCUGAAUUAGAGGGGGAAGCCUGCACACCGCUCUACUCCUUCAUUCCGGACACUCUCACUCCCUUUUUUUCUGUCUGUCCCUCCUCACUCGGUGUCACCAUUCCGAUUCGAAACGAGAGAGCACAAAGUGCAGUGGCAUUGAUCGAACUCACGUCUGGAAACACACGCACACACACACACACACCAUCCGUACAUUCGCAUAUGCAAAUAAAACACAUGCACACUCCAUUUUGCAAUACUGUUACACCGAAGCUCUCUCCUCUGUUCUCUUAUCCUCUCCUCUCCACACUCCGGCACAUAUCUACUGGUCGACUCUUACCCAAACUCCAUUUAUUGUUUUUAUUUAGUUUGAGGGUUUUUUUGUUUGUUUUGCCUUUUUGUUUGUACAAAGACGGAAAGAAUGUGCUUUAAUGACGGGUGUCCAUGUUUGAGACAUGUUGACUGUGGUAAUAUAUAUCUAUUUUUAGAUGGAUGGAUGGAUGGAUGGGUGUUUUCUAUGGAAAUAAAAGUUUUAUGUUAUUAUGA
Molecule: messenger RNA, 4110 nt
Organism: Engraulis encrasicolus (European anchovy)
Lineage: Eukaryota; Metazoa; Chordata; Actinopteri; Clupeiformes; Engraulidae
Gene: p4ha1a
Product: prolyl 4-hydroxylase, alpha polypeptide I a
Exons: 16
Coding region: 99-1802 (567 amino acids)
Biological process (GO): peptidyl-proline hydroxylation to 4-hydroxy-L-proline
Cellular component (GO): endoplasmic reticulum
Molecular function (GO): L-ascorbic acid binding; procollagen-proline 4-dioxygenase activity; iron ion binding
Source: RefSeq, a predicted model, not a curated record